Neospora caninum is the source of this 1008-nucleotide messenger RNA. RefSeq lists its product as hypothetical. The transcript is spliced from 5 exons. The coding region runs from base 1 to 1008 and encodes 335 amino acids. NCBI's taxonomy places the organism in Eukaryota, Apicomplexa, Conoidasida, Eucoccidiorida, Sarcocystidae. The record is from RefSeq and is a predicted model, not a curated record.
AUGUCGCUGCAGCCUGCCCCGUCUUCCUCUGCUCCAGUGAAAACGGGCGUCGAAAGUCUCGACCAGGCACUUCCACCUCAAGCGCAUCACCUUCAGUCGCUAGCUCCCGCGUUUCCUUCCUCGUUUCCCUCUCCGUCGUCUUUUCCUUCUUUUCCUUCCUCGGGGCCUGUACCAGGGGAGCGAGACGGCGAACCGAAUGCCUCCUCAGAUGACCAUUCCUCGCUCUCGAAUUCCAGCAGCGAUGGAAACGACAGCGACGAGGACGUGCAGGCCGCACCCCUCAGCCCCACUCACGUCGAGCCUCAGGGCCCAAACAAACGCGCAAAAGUCGCAGACGCCGCCGACAGCAAAGCGCGCCGAAAGAGCCGCGAGAAAUCGACGGCUGCAGGCAGUCGCCAACGCCGAAAGAUUGCGAAACUUUACUUCAAAACCCUGCACUGUCUAACAAAGGUGACGCUGCUCUUGGAAGACGGCGUGCUUGUUCUCCCCCCUGGAAAGACCGACAACAAGGCCAGUCGCCGCCUCUCGAAACUUCUGCUCCGGUACGACCGAAUGCUGAUGAAGCUCGAGGAGUACAUGGCGACGAGCUCACAGCUCGCCAACGCAUCUGUCCCAGUCGGCCUUCUGGAGGCCUUGGACAAAAACGUGGAUCCGAUGGACUGGCUGCAACGCUGCGUGUUGGAUGUCCACAAGGAGAAAAACGAUCAACUCCGCGGCGUGUACAACGCCUUCGGUGCGUAUGAAGCGACGUUGCAUGACGCCAUACGCUACAGCCCGAGCAACCAACUUCUUCCUCCUCUUCCUCGUUUUUCUACUCCGGCUGCCGCUACUCUCUCUUCUCUUUCGUCUGCCUCUGCAAGUGAUGCCGUUCCUGCCUCUCUUCCUUCGUCUCUGCCGUCUUCCUUUCCUUCCUCUUCUGUUCCGGUCACUUCACCCUCGCCGCCUGUCGACUCCGGGAUGGCACAGGCAUCGUCAGAAGCGGUCAGUGCAGCAAGCCUUGCGAACUAA